GGGGGAUGCCGCUUCUCGCGAAGCUGCUGUGGCACUUCUCCUUUCGGCAGCUACAGUCACCUCUGCCUGUUACACCUCCGCCUGUGUCUCCUCCCAAGUCACCCCCGACUGUGAGACCCUUUGCUACCACCGUGGUUGUGAAGGGAGAGGUUUCACGUCCACGUCCCCUUGACCCCUUCAAGGAAACUGUCGUCGGACGUCGCGGAAAGCGCAGCCAACCUGAGUCCUGGGAUGCGCCUGAGGACUGGGAUCAGUCUUCCGUGCGGAUCCUUCCUCAUGAGGUUUGUGUGCCUCCUCUGGUCCUGAGGGAGUGCUUUGUCGUGCUAAACCCUAUCCGGUUUAGCACUGACAAGUUGGCUGCAAUGGAUCGCAUUGUUCCAUCCAACCUUGACGUCCCCAUGGGGAAUCGCUCAAAGAAACGGAAGGUGGCACAUGGAACCACGGCUGUGGUCUCCAAAGGAAAGAAGGCCCGCCUUGAGGCACUUCAAACUCCAGCAAGGAUUGCCAAACCUUCGAAGCUGGUACCUCCCCCUCGACCUGUGCCAGAAGCUGCUGUUCCAGCCACUCUGAAGGGCAGCGUCUUUGUGCCUUCGAGCAAGGUAAUUUGCAUACAACAUGUGAUGAUUACACACAUUCAGUGAAUAGAGUGCGGUUCUCUAUUCUUUUGAUAUUUUCUCUAAGUUCCCUUUA
Molecule: messenger RNA, 690 nt
Organism: Gadus morhua (Atlantic cod)
Lineage: Eukaryota; Metazoa; Chordata; Actinopteri; Gadiformes; Gadidae
Exons: 5
Coding region: 6-641 (211 amino acids)
Source: RefSeq, a predicted model, not a curated record